UCGGAUCAGAUCUGGAACUCGGAGGGGCGCACGGCGCCCCUGGGCAUGCCCAGCCCUCUGCUGGGUCCAUCUCCCACCUCUUCCUGGGGACAGGGCCAGGUCUGAGCAGAGAUGACCUUUCCGGGGGCUGCCCUGCCACCACUUCACCUCAAGCACUUUAAAAAGGGAAAAUUAUACUGGGGCAGCAGCGUCUUAUUCUAUUAGUACAUUUUAAUUAGAACGUGAACAAGAGGUGUUGUGAAUAUUCAUGAUUGGGCUAUUUAAAAUGCAUAAUUAACCAGUAGGGGGUUAAUAACUAUUAAUGGCAGCGGUGGGGGAGGGCCCAUCCCUCUUUCUGUCGUGUGGUCUCCAGCAGCGGGGAGGCUGGGGCUGGGUGAGGGGGUUCUUACUAGAAGGGGCAGAGCAGGGCCUGGUUGCCUCUGCCCGAAGCUUGUGGGGCCCAAGUUGGAGGGGUCCCUGGGUGUUGCCCCCAGGAGGAGCGCCUGUCACCCUGCCAGCCCUCGGGGGGUGGGAAGGCCUGGCUUUGGCCUUGGACCUGGCCUCCUGCUCUUGCUCAAGGGUCCUGGCGACUCUGGGGCCCGUGGUGGAUGCCCACGGGGGUGGGGGGCCCAGAGCGGGACGAGCUCGUGGACGGGCACCGGAGAGCGAGGGAAUGACAAGUAAGUGGCUGUGGAGGGAAACGGGGGCUCGGGUGCUGGCCCUUCGCCCAGGGUCACCCCCCUUCACCAGCUGCUCUUGUCCCCAGAGCCCAAGUGGGGACUCGGGACCUUGGGGUGCAGACACCCCAAACCUGGUGGCAAAUGUUAGGUGGAUUUGUGGAGACCAUGGGAGCUCCGUCUGACCCCCUACCCGCCAAGGCAGCCCCCAGCUCCCCAUUGUAAUCACAUUGGAAAUUUUUGAUUAGAAAACAGAAUCUAACCGAGGUAUAUGAAUAUUUAUCAGGCUGGGAGAUUAAUAUGCAUAGUUAUGCAAAUCAGACAGCAAUUAAACACCAACUCUCCAGGGGAAUGAUUAACUCAAAGGCACCAAAAGAGAAGGAUGCAAUUUGAAAGAAGUUUCUGGUACAGAUGCGCAGAGGAGGGCGGGGUGAAGGAUUCUGGCUGGGGUGUUCAGGAUGUCCAGCACGUGGGGGUGGGGUGUGGGGCACGUCCCCUGGCACUGAUGGCAGGGCUGGGCAUGGCCUCUCCGGCCCAGCCUGGCCUGGGCAGCUUUGACUCAGACUCGUACGUGGACGCCCCCAGCCCUGCAAAGUAAGGCGUGUUUGUGGCCCCAUCUGCAGAGGAGGGAAACUGAGGCACAGGUGGGAGGGGCCCGGGGACUGCUCCCAUUCUGCUUGUCCAGGCCCUGAGCCCCGUGGCCCCCGACGGGCUCCGAUGGACGGUGUUGGAGCCCACCUGCCAGGGAAGGGUGCAGGCCCGUGUGCCUGCCUGCUGGGAAGAUCUGGGUCCUGGGCUGGGCCCCUGGGCGAGUGUUCAAGGAGAUAAGGGCCCUGCCCUGCCCACCCUCCAUCCAAGGUCCUUGUCCCCACGGUGGCUAACCCUGCCACACCUGGGCCUCCGGGCCCCGCCUAUCUUAUGGGAUUGGAUUUCUCCUUCCCUGCCCGCCAGCCUGUGCCUGGCAGGUAGUCUGGUAGUCGGUGGCAGCUGCCACUGUUACUUCAACAAAGGGACGGCCCCGCCUCUCAAAUUGGCAGAGAUGGGAAGGGAGAGGCUCCCGCUCUCGCUCUCGGGAUGAGAGACCAUCCCUCAUCCCCAUUCCCUGACGCCUUCAUGAGCCUGGGCCAGAGAGAGGCGCUUGGGCCUGGGGAGGGAAGCCCAGAGUGCGAGUGAGGGCUCCGUCCAGGGUGGGCUGGGGGCUGGACGGGUGGGUAGACGUUUGCCAGCAGCAAUGGCAAGUUUGCUGGCAGCUGGUGGAAUUGUUUCUUGGGCCGUGGACCCGGAGUUCUGCUUAGUGCCGGUGUGUCCGGGGCGCUUGCCGCUGGCAGUGGAGUCGCCGUGGGUAGUGCUAGGGUGGGUGCAUCUGGGACGGGCUCCAGCACCAGGCUGGGUCGGGAGGGGCCUGGAAAGCUUCCCAGGUCGAGUGAGGGCUCCCCGAGGCGAUGUGGCUGGCGUGGAGCGGCCGGGGGCCGGGCCCCUAACCCUGCGUUCCUGCCCUGCAGGUCUCGAGGACCGGCCCAGUUCGGGCUCGUGGGGCGCCGGCGAGCAGAACAGUUCCUCCUUCGACCCCAGCCGGACCUACGGUGAUGGCGCCCACUUCAGUGAGUCCCACGGCACCCUCGCUUCGUCCACAUUCCUGGGACCUGGGCUCGGAGGCAAGGGCGGCGAGCGGGGCGCAUACACCCCCUUUGGGAGAGACGCGGGGGUCGGCAGCCUGACUCAGGCCAGCUUCCUGCCCAGUGAGCUGGCCCUCAGCAGCCCGGGGCCACUGUCCCCCUCGGGCGUCAAAGGCGGGCCCCACUAUUACUCCUACUCCAGUCACCCUCGGCGGAGAGCGGCGGAUGGCGGCCUGGACACGCAGCCCAAGAAAGUCCGGAAGGUGCCACCGGGUCUCCCAUCCUCGGUGUACCCACCCGGCUCAGGUGAUGACUACAGCAGGGACACGGCCGCCUACCCACCCACCAAGACGCCCAGCGGCACCUACCCCGCCUCCUUCUACGUGGCAGACGGCAGCCUGCACCCCUCGGCCGAGCUCUGGAGCCCCCCAGGCCAGGUGGGCUUCGGGCCCAUGCUGGGCGGGGGCUCAUCCCCCCUGCCCCUCCCAGCAGGUGGCGGCAGCUCCGUGGGCGGCAGUGGCAGCGGUGGGUUUGGCGGCCUGCACCAGCACGAGCGCAUGGGCUACCAGCUGCACGGAGCAGAGGUGAACGGCGGGCUCCCGGCUGUGUCCACCUUUUCCUCGGCCCCCACGGGCGCCUACAGCAGCGUCUCCAGCCACACGCCCCCUGUCAGCGGGGCCGACGGCCUCCUGGGCUCCCGUGGAACCACGGCCGGCAGCUCUGGGGACGCCCUUGGGAAGGCGCUGGCCUCGAUCUACUCCCCAGACCAGUCAAGCAAUAACUUCUCAUCCAGCCCCUCCACCCCCGUGGGUUCCCCACAGGGCCUGGCAGGGACGUCACAGUGGCCUCGAGCAGGAGCCCCCGGUGCCUUAUCGCCCAGCUACGAUGGGGGUCUCCACGGCCUGCAGAGCAAGAUGGAGGACCACCUGGACGAGGCCAUCCACGUCCUCCGCAGCCAUGCCGUGGGCACAGCGGGGGAUGUGCACGGACUGCUGCCAGGCCACGGGGCGCUGGCCUCGGGCUUUGCUGGCGCUGUCAUGCCACUGGGAGGGCGGCACGCUGGCCUGGUGGGCGGCAGCCACUCGGAGGACGGCCUCUCUAGUAGCGGCGGCCUCGUGCACAACCACGUGGCCCUCCCCGACCUCUCCCGGCCGCCUGACUCCUACAGCGAUCUCGGGCGCGGCGCCGCCCCGGGGCCCGGCGACAUCAAGCGGGAGGAGCAGGAGGAUGAAGAGAACGUGGCGGCCGACACCGCUGAGGACGAGAAGAAGGACCUCAAGGCCCCGCGUGCCCGGACCAGCCCGGACGAGGACGAGGACGACCUUCUCCCCCCAGAGCAGAAGGCUGAGCGGGAGAAGGAGCGCCGGGUGGCCAAUAACGCGCGGGAGCGGCUGCGGGUCCGAGACAUCAAUGAGGCUUUUAAGGAGCUGGGGCGCAUGUGCCAGCUGCACCUCAACAGUGAGAAGCCCCAGACCAAACUGCUCAUCCUGCACCAGGCCGUGUCGGUCAUCCUGAACCUGGAGCAGCAGGUGCGAGAGCGUAACCUGAACCCCAAAGCGGCCUGCUUGAAGCGCCGAGAAGAGGAGAAGGUGUCCGGCGUGGUCGGAGACGCUCAGAUGGUGCUGUCGGCUGCCCACCCCAGCCUGGGCGAGGCCCACAACCCUGCCGGGCACAUGUGACAGGAACGCCGCCCAGACGAGUGACCCCCACCUUGGUCUAACCUGGGACAGUCACGACGCCAGGCGCCUGGUCCCCACCCCACGCAGCCCGUGGUCAGCCUUGAGCCAACACCGCCCUGGGGGCUCCGGAGGCAAACACCACCGCCAGGUCUCUGGCCUGAUCGAUCCUGAAACUGCGUCUCGGCCCUGCUGCCCAGGCCUGGGCUGCAAGGAGCAUUGUUUCUGUUUUUGGUUAUAUAUACGUUGUCAGACAAGAAAAUGAAUGCCUUAAGUAUAAAACGUGAAGACUCAAACAUACCGUUCACAGGAGGGAAAUGCUGUGCGGAGCCAGCUUGGUCGGCAGCCACCAACCAGCAACUUGUGCCUACACCUGAGAGUUUUUUGUUUUUUUUUGUUUUUUUUAAGAAAAUAAAAGGAACCUUAGUUAUGAGAGAUUUUUUUUUUUAUAAUGUAGAAGAAAAUUAGUAAGAAUGAUGCCUUUGGUCUUUUUUUUUUUUUUUUUAGCUUUUUUUGCGUAUGUUUUAUAAGCAACAAAUUUUUUUGUAUCAAAGUCUCGUGUCUCUUGCUAUUUUUGCUGCUGUUUCUAGAAGUGAGCAUUGCAUUUCAUGAUCAACAAGGUUAUUAAAAGUUGUAUUAAAAAGACCCCAGGACUUCCCUGGUGGUCCAGUGGUUAAGACUCCGCGCUCCCAAUGCAGGGGGCACGGGUUCAAUCCCUGGUCGGGGAGCUAAGAUCCCGUGUGCCACGUGGUGUGGCCAAAAUACUUUAAAAAGACCCCGUGUAAACUUGAGGUUCCCCGCCCCCCC
Messenger RNA from Physeter macrocephalus (sperm whale), 4755 nucleotides. It is a transcript of the gene TCF3, whose product is annotated as transcription factor 3. Bases 1888 to 3951 code for a protein of 687 amino acids. The record is from RefSeq and is a predicted model, not a curated record. NCBI's taxonomy places the organism in Eukaryota, Metazoa, Chordata, Mammalia, Artiodactyla, Physeteridae. The transcript has 16 exons. Gene Ontology annotation, molecular function: RNA polymerase II cis-regulatory region sequence-specific DNA binding; protein dimerization activity; DNA-binding transcription factor activity, RNA polymerase II-specific. Gene Ontology annotation, biological process: immunoglobulin V(D)J recombination; regulation of transcription by RNA polymerase II. Gene Ontology annotation, cellular component: chromatin; transcription regulator complex.